Molecule: messenger RNA, 1074 nt
Organism: Dunckerocampus dactyliophorus (ringed pipefish)
Lineage: Eukaryota; Metazoa; Chordata; Actinopteri; Syngnathiformes; Syngnathidae
Product: ADP-ribosylation factor 4-like
Exons: 6
Coding region: 48-704 (218 amino acids)
Biological process (GO): vesicle-mediated transport; intracellular protein transport
Cellular component (GO): plasma membrane; cytoplasm
Molecular function (GO): GTP binding; GTPase activity
Source: RefSeq, a predicted model, not a curated record
UCAGGUGGUUCCUGUUGCCACCGCGUACUCCUCUGACAUGUACACAAAUGACACACGCAUACAUUGGCGGUGCCUAUCAAUGCAACCGACACACACUGGCAGACACACACAAACAUACAGGUACGUACACACUACUUGAAGACGACACGCUGACCGCAAGUAUGGGCGUCCUCAUCUCCCGCCUCUUCUCCGUGUUUACAUCCAAAACUCCCGCCAGGAUCCUGAUGGUGGGUCUGGAUGCUGCUGGUAAAACCACUCUGCUGUACAGAAUGAAGCUGGCUGAGGUGGUCACCACCAUCCCUACUGUGGGCUUUAACGUGGAGACUGUUGAAUAUAAAAACAUCUCUUUCACUGUUUGGGACGUCGGCGGUCAAACUAUCAUCAGACCACUCUGGAAACACUACUACGUUAAUACGCAAGGUCUUAUAUUUGUGGUGGACAGCAACGACCCUCAGAGAAUCAAAGAGGCCGCUGAGGAGCUGCACUGCAUGCUAGAAGAGGACCAGCUGAGAAACGUGGCCUUGCUGAUAUUUGCCAACAAACAAGACCUCCCUCACGCCAUGUCUGUCAGUGAGGUCACCACGGCCCUGCGCCUGUCGGGGGUCUCACAGCCGUAUUAUGUUCAGGCUUCAUGUGCGGUGAGUGGCACUGGUCUGGUGGAGGGUCUGGAUUGGCUCUCCAAGGAGAUCCUGAAACAGUCGUAGCUGACAUGAAGGUGUUCCUGCUGCAUCCACAGAGACGCACACAGAUGGGUGCUGGAAACAAUUGCUGACAUGUUGGAUGAAUAAAGUGAAAUUGUGUUUAUUUCAUGAAGUAAUACAGGAGCUGUGCUGGCUCCUCCUCCUCUCAGGGUAGAUGAUGCUGAUCUUCUCACUGCAUUCUUGUUGCCUUUCAUCCAAUUUUGCACUUGGGCUCAUCCUGUCUUCACAAUGCUUUUGCACUUUAAAACACUUUAUGUUCAUAUUGUACAAAUAUGAUGUUUCUAGUGGAAGAGUUGAUUUUGCUUGUUUCAGGAUUUUCUUUAUUAUUAUAUUUGUGAUGUUUGAGAAUUUUUUUUAUUCCACAAUAAAGUUG